AUGAAGUUUGGUGACAUCCGCUUCGUCUACGAGUACUACGACUCUUUCUACCUAGUCGCAGCUUUGAUUCCUGUGUGGGCCGGCUGCAGACUGGUCCGGUGGUAUCAAAGUGCGCGUCAACCGCCCACUGUCUUGCGCGAUGAGACUAUAAACCCCGGCAUUCUGUCCUCUAAGGAAUGUCAUCCGGAGCAAGAAGCUUUUCUGGGUCGCAGCUCACACUGCCAGAGAGUUCGUACUCAUAGAACCGAUAUCAUGAGGAUCCUGAGCAGCCUCUGCUUGGGCCUUUGCGGCCUAUACUCCUGCGUAGCUGCUUUUAGCGAUGACUACACGCAUCACCUACGCCGCCAAUUCACUGCGGGCAAUUCAAGUGGGGUCCUGGUCGAUUUCGAGGUGUAUAAACCUGUCGAAUUUGAUCCUGCGAGUCAAGCAUGUAAUGAAGUCAUACUGUUGAUGGAACAUGAAUUUGCCUAUAGCUACGGAGAGCCAUUUGUUGGAAAUUAUACGCCUCCUGAUUGCGACUUUGACACCGUGAGAAUCAACUUCACCGUCACAUCACGAGGGCGACAAUAUGAUCGGCUGGCAUUGAUGUAUCUGAACAGCACAGAGGUUUUCAGGACUUCCACUGCCGAACCGACCACAGACGGAAUUGUCUGGACUUAUAUCAAGGAGAUGUCACAAUAUCGAUCCUUGUGGAAAAGUCCUCAGAAGAUAAUCUUUGACCUGGGAAACUUGAUUGACAGUACAUAUACUGGCACAUUUAACACCGCGCUCACGGCUUCCUUUACUAAAGAGAACAGCGGACGAGUAGCGGAUGUGAUUUAUCCCAUCUCCGCACUCCAGGGUGCAGAGAAUGCCGCAAGCGCUUUUACCGUGCCCUCUGACAAUGCUACUGUUGAUUUGAUCUUUCCAAGCAACGCCCAGCGAGCAGUGGUCUCUAUUUCAGCAUGUGGUCAAUCCGAUGAAGAGUUUUGGUGGUCGGCUGUCCUCAAUCAGGAUACAAAUGAUUUCGACUCAACCAUCGGCGAACUCUACGGCUACUCUCCCUUCCGUGAAGUCCAACUUUUCAUUGACGGGAUGCUUGCUGGAGUUGUGUGGCCAUUUCCGGUCAUCUUUACUGGUGGUGUAGCACCAGGUUUGUGGCGACCUAUUGUUGGUAUUGACGCCUUUGACCUGCGUGAGCCAGAAAUUGAUAUCUCGCCCUUCAUUCCUCUCUUGCUCGAUGGAAAAGCGCACUCCUUUGAAAUCAAGGUUGCCGGACUUGAUACUCCUUCGAACGGUACCGCUACUCUGGUCGAGACAGUCAACUCAUAUUGGGUUGUCACGGGGAAAGUAUUCAUAUAUCUCAACGAGAGCGGGAAGAGCAAUAUAACGUCAAUUGGUACGGCUCCGACUAUUAGCGCCCCAGAUCCCCAAUUUAGCUUCACGCGGAGCCUUGUCACAAAUAGUAGUGGUGUGAAUGAAACUCUUUCAUAUUCCGUUCAGGCACAUCGCACAUUGAAAAUCACAUCGGGGCAAUCGUCAUGGACCCAAGAUCUGUCAUAUUCCAACGAUGGAUAUUUGAAUCAAGAUGGCCUUAGCCAAUGGAAUCUUCAGAAUACUACAGGAACGUCGAGUACCGCCGGGAUCGGACUCGAUGGAACCUGGGAAGAGUAUCAAACAAGUUUUAGCUAUCCAAUUGAGGCCAACACGACAUACGGCAUUGGAUCAGACUAUCUCACCAUCGACGCUAUCGUGGAUCGUGGGCUGUCAAUUUCAUCAACUGGCGGCCUUGGUAUCUCCACUUACACGCUUACUUCUGGUGCCGUCGAUUUGCAGACCCGCCAAUGGGGAACUGCUACUUAUCUCGGGAUUACAGGUGGAUCUUCGUACUCGUCCGGGGAUACUUCUGACGAGUUCGCAGAAAUUUCCGACGGGACCAGUUACAGCACAUAUGUGCACGCAAUCAAUGGCACUGUCGUAACACCCGGCAAUGACUCGCAUUCCCUGUCGUCGGCGGCGCAGCAGGGACUAUCCGAUAAGAUUAGCUUAUCGCAGACCCAUAUACACUCACUUGCGCAGUCGAUACAUACGUUGAUACAAUCGCAAAGUGAGAUUAACGACGAACGACCGAGAAAGCGUCGUAAAGUUGAACAGGAUGUAUUUAAAAGUCCUAUUCGAGUAGAAACUGGUGAUGGCGAUUUUGUCGUUCUUUGCCGGGUUACUAUCAAUCUAAUUUAUCCUGGAGAAAAUCUUCCAGAUUCACCAGAAACGGGUUGUGAACUGCCCGUUUUGUUAAAGUAUCGACACCAGAAGCAGAAUUCACUGUCUUCCGAUAAUGGACAACCAAGUCGUGAGCCAACAUGUGAUAAAGCCGGGGAUGAGCACUGGCUGGAAUUACGGACGAUAAAUCGAAAGCAGUCUUUGUCCUUCCCACUAUUAGGCGCAGCUGAUGUCGAAGAAAUCGUUUCUCAUCUGUCACUUGCGACUUGCGCCACUCCUUUGGACACGACUACCGGGGAUUUGCCGUAUUUCGCUUACCGAGCUCGGCUCGUCUCGUAUGGGGACUCUCAAUCAUUUCGCUUGGUUGCUGAUGUACAAUGGAAAAAUUCAUUGGUCAUUCCAUCUAAUUUCAAAGGAAAACCCGAAGCUGGGCUCGCUUUUGCCAGAUACACACCUGCGGCAGAAGGGUUUCACCACAAUAUUACGAAUGGGUCGAAUAAUGGGCGGCUAGCACAGUCACAUUGGACCCCUCGAGACUUCUAUGAUAAUGUUCAUGUUCCACUCGUCACACCUGAGGCGUCUGCUAAGAUAGACUGUCCUUUGACUAAAUGCACGCUAUAUCCAUUCCAGACCCGAGCAUUGCGAUGGCUGCUAGAGAAGGAAGGCGUGGAAGUUGAUUCUGAAGGAGACGUGGUUUCGCGAAGAAUCGAGAAUAAGUUUCUUCCCGAGUCUUUCAAGGAGUUUAUUGAUGUAGAAGGCCGUCGUUGUUUUGCCAGCCAACUCUACAAGGUUGCGACAACAGAUCUAUCUCAGUGGUCUGACUCGAUCAGAAGUCUUCGGGGCGGUAUUCUUGCUGAAGAAAUGGGCCUUGGGAAAACAGUUGAGAUGAUUUCUCUCAUUUGUCUGCAUCAAUGUGUGAUGUCCAUUGACGAGAAUAUCGAUGAAAACCAUGGUCUGACCAAAUCGCGCGCGACUUUGAUAAUUACUCCACCUGCAAUCCUCGAGCAAUGGAGACAAGAGUUGCAAAAACAUGCUCCUGCACUUUCAAUAUUCGAUUACACAGGUCUCGAGAGUUAUUCGAAAAUGUCCCAAGAAGAUAUUUUGCGCACGCUUUCGGAAACAGACGUGGUGCUCACAACGUACAAUGUUCUUUCAAGAGAAGUUUAUCGUGCAGUUGACCCACCGAGGCGGAAUAUGCGACAUGCAAAAAGAUUUAUAACUCCCAAAUCUCCACUUGUGCGAAUAUCCUGGUGGCGUGUUUGCCUCGACGAGGCUCAGAUGAUUGAAAACGGCGUCAGUAAUGCGGCUCAGGUUGCUCGUCUCGUUCCUCGGAUAAAUGCAUGGGCUGUGACAGGAACUCCCAUACGCAAAGACAUGAAAGAUCUUUUUGGCCUCCUCCAAUUUCUGAAAUACGAGCCAUUUUGCAAUUCGGUGGAACUUUGGACUAGGCUUUUCAGGGACUUCUAUCCAGCAUUUAAAUCCACUAUUAAUAGGCUAGCGCUUCGUCAUAGCAAGGACUUCAUUAGAAAGGACCUUAAUCUUCCCCUUCAGAAGCGAGUUGUGAUCACAACCCCUUUCACGGCGGUGGAAGAGCAGAACUAUAGCCAGUUAUUUGAACAAAUGUGUGAUGAGUGUGGCGUCGAUUACACUGGCAAUCCUCUUACGGCGGAUUGGGAUCCCGAAUCCAGAUCGUCCAUAGACAAGAUGCGACACUGGCUCACCAGGCUUCGCCAGAGUUGUCUACAUCCUGAAGUUGCACCCUGGAACCGUAAAGCUCUAGGUAUUCGAGGCGGGCCAUUACGCUCUGUGGAUGAGGUACUUGCGGUUAUGAUAGACCAGAAUGAAAACUUGACUCGUGCUGAAGAACGUCUGCUACUUCUUUCUCGAGCCCGGCGCGGACAAUUACUCGAAAAUGCUCUCCAUCGGCAUGAAGCUUUAGAACUAUGGCAAAAAUGCCUAGAGCGAGCAACCGAGAUGGUGAAAGAUUGUCGAGAGGAAUUGCGAGCUGAGCAGACCACUACUGGUCCUAAUGUCGCAAAUUCUGAGAUUUCAGACUCUGAUAGCGAAAAAGACGAAACGGACGAGUCAGGCAAAAACGGCCGUGUUGGAACAAUUAGGCUGCGCCUCCGAGCGGCACUGGAAGUACAACACAUUUGCAAAUUCUUCACUGCCAAUGCGUAUUACCAGAUAAAAACCGACCCAAAACUGACGGCUCCGGAUUCUGAAGAGUUUAAGGCCCUGGGGAAAUCCGAAGAAGCUGCUUAUGAUGAAGCGAAAUUGAUGAGAAAGGAGAUGUUGAAAGAUGUCACCCGCAAGGCUAGAAAAUAUAUCAAGACAAUAAACGAAAAGGCCCAAACGAAGUCGUUCGUUAGGAUUCCUAUGAUGAAUGCAAAACUACCAACACUAGGAAUUGAAGCGCGUCGGCUAUUCGAAAGACUUGAAGACUUUUGCGAUGCGUUGAAUCAGCAUCGUGACAAAUACAUUGCCUUGCGGGAUGACAUGGUCAAGCUACUUCGAAAGUCAUUGGUUGAUGAAGAGGAAAACGGCGAACUUGAAGGAAACGAGUAUGAGACGUCGACCAAACAUCAAGACGAAAUGUAUGUCUAUAUGGAGGGUCUCCGCGUGAUGUUCGCCGAUCGCCAUGACGCUCUUACUGGACAAAAAAAUUCCUUGAUCGACCAUGAAGCCAAAGUAGGGGUAGCUGAGGCGGAGAAAGGGAAUGGUCCAUCGCCAGAAUUAUACCUUGCUAUGAUGAAGGCUCGUGACGAAGUCAAGCCAAAAUUGGAACUGGGGUCCCUUCGAGGAAUCGCCAGUGAUAUGCGCAGUCUUGUCACAUCUCUGGAAUGGCAAGCCAACGAAGGUAGCUCACGGGCUCGAGCUGAGCUUGUGAUUGCCAAUGAGGCUCUUGCACGCGUGGGCAAAAUCUCAAGCGAACAAGGGAAAGCCAUUAGAGACCUAGAGAGAGAAGUUGAAUUAUUCCGUGACACGAUGAAUCAGAGACUGGAAUAUUAUCGACAACUGCAACAAAUUUCAGAUACAGUUGCGCCAUACGACGAGGCAAGUGUGGGCAAGCCGUUGAAUCAGGAAGUGUAUCAGUCAAAAUUGGAAGCCGAAAAGAAGAUAGAGGACAAGCUGUCUGCAUUACAGUCUAAGGGUAAAUAUUUGCUUCAUUUACGGGAUGAAUCAGGGCCAGAUGAAAGUACGCGAAUCUGCGUAAUCUGUCAAUCCCCCUUUGAAAACGGUGUUCUGACUAUUUGUGGCCAUAAAUACUGCAAAAGCUGUUUGCGUGCGUGGUGGUCCCAGCAUCGAACUUGUCCAAUGUGCAAGAGAAAACUCAAGUCAGGGGAUUUUCAUCAAAUUACCUACAAACCACAGGAGUUGAUUGUACGAGAGGAGAGAACGCCCACAAAGUUAGAGUAUGGCCGGCCAUCGCAGAAUGGUAUAUAUUCAGAUAUAAGCAGUGGUGUCCUACAGGAGAUCAAGAAUAUUGAUCUUUCUGUCUCUUUUGGCACCAAAGUGGACACACUAUCCCGCCACCUGUUAUGGUUACGCGACAAUGACCCCGGGGCCAAGUCAAUUGUUUUUUCUCAGUAUAGCGGUUUCCUAAAUGUACUAAGUACUGCUUUCUCUCGGUGUGGUAUUGGCUAUAGCAGUGUGGAAUCGAAAAAUGGCAUUCAGCGAUUCAAAGAGGAUCCUGCGGUUGAAUGCUUCCUUUUACAUGCCCGAGCACAUUCCUCGGGGCUCAACCUUGUCAAUGCAUCUCAUGUCUUUCUUUGCGAGCCGCUUAUCAACACCGCAAUUGAGUUACAAGCCAUCGCUCGAGUCCAUCGUAUCGGCCAGCACCGUCCAACAACAGUAUGGAUGUACCUUGUAUCCGACACAGUAGAGGAGUCAAUCUAUCAAAUCUCAGUCUCGCGACGACUGAGUCACGUCGUCCAGAAGGAGAAAGAGAAGAAAGAGGAAGAAAGACACUCGCCAUUCCAAAAUGGGAAGAUCGCGGGAGAAGAGAAUCUCCAUGAGACAGCGAUCGAGUCAGCAAACUCCCUGGAAAUCCAGCAAGCUAAUCUGGGGAAAUUGUUGGCUACAGGCUCUGCGGGAGGAGGUGAGUUGGUUGGCAAAGACGAUCUUUGGCAAUGCCUGUUUGGAAACGGCCAAAAGAGGACCUCGCCUGAACAAAAUCCCGGUGCUCUGCGGGAGGUCGACCGUUUCUUGAGAGGCGAGGCAGCUGAAAAGAGAAAGCAAGAUGCUAUAGAUUUGUGA
Molecule: messenger RNA, 6459 nt
Organism: Talaromyces atroroseus
Lineage: Eukaryota; Fungi; Ascomycota; Eurotiomycetes; Eurotiales; Trichocomaceae
Exons: 7
Coding region: 1-6459 (2152 amino acids)
Biological process (GO): DNA damage response; protein polyubiquitination
Cellular component (GO): nucleus
Molecular function (GO): ubiquitin protein ligase activity; ATP-dependent chromatin remodeler activity; ATP binding
Source: RefSeq, a predicted model, not a curated record